GUAGAAUAACAGAAUAAAAGUGUUGGAAGGGACCUCUUCUUAAAAACCUCCCGUGUUGGAGCCCCCACAACAUCUGGAAGCCAAGCCCGCCUCUUAGGGGGCUCCCCAGAGGGCAUCCGUCAGAUCCCUCUAAGCUCUUCCUAGAUUUUUUCCGCUGGCACCACCCUCAACCCGAACCGAUUGCCUAACGCCCGAAUUUCCAUCCCAGGAGGGGCCACAGGCAGGGCUGCAACGGUGUGAGAAACACCCCCCUGGUCCCUUCCCCCCCCUCUGGGCCGUCGUAACUUGGAACGGUCACUAAGCGAAGAUUGCAAGCCAGCUUUGUGCCAGGCCAAAAACAGCCCCUCCCUCACGGUGAUAUUUUCGGGAAACAGGUUGGCCUGCAACACAAUCGGCCUUUGUUGAGCUCAGGAGGGGAACAAACCAGCAUCUGUCUGCAGAGCCCGCUUGCCAGACCUUCCCGAUUGGUCGUCCCCGGUGGGGAGGGUCUGGGAGGGGUGGUCCGUGGCUUGGAUUUUAGGGCAAAACUCGCCCCCCCCACACCCCCAGAGCCCUACAUUCCUGCCAGCCAGCCAGCCAACCCUUCAUCCACCUCCCUCCGGUGCAGACCUAGGAUGGCAUCGCAGUUGGAAAGAGCCGUGGAUGCCCUCAUCUCCGUCUUCCACAACUACUCGGGCAAGGAAGGCGACAAGCACAAGCUCAGCAAGAAGGAGCUGAAGGAAUUGCUGGAGAAUGAGCUGGGGGGGCUCUUGGAGACCCAGAGGGAUCCGGAGGUGGUGGACAAGAUCAUGCACGAUCUGGACGAGAACGGCGACGGGGAGGUCGAUUUCCAGGAGUUCGUGAUCCUGGUGGCGGCCUUAACCGUGGCCUGCAACCCUUUCUUUUCCGAGGAAACCUGAGCGGCUGGCGGCCGUCGCGGGAACGCAACGCUUUGGAGGUGGGCGGUUCGAGCCCAGCAGCCGUUUGCUGUCCCUUCCGCAACGCCUAUUUCCCCCUCUUCUCGCGGCUUCUCGGCCCACCCGGGAGCACCCCGAAGUGCCUUGUAACCACCUGCUGAGACACCGUUGCUGAUUAAAGCCGU
Molecule: messenger RNA, 1081 nt
Organism: Thamnophis elegans (Western terrestrial garter snake)
Lineage: Eukaryota; Metazoa; Chordata; Lepidosauria; Squamata; Natricidae
Gene: S100A1
Product: S100 calcium binding protein A1
Exons: 3
Coding region: 615-899 (94 amino acids)
Molecular function (GO): calcium ion binding
Source: RefSeq, a predicted model, not a curated record